AUGGCGUUCAACUUGUCAUGGGCGGGCGCACCAUUGCCCGAUUUCAGCGAUCACGAAGAAGACAGCGCAGACGACGCUCAGCUGGAUAACGGCUCAGGAUCUGAGGCGGACGACGGCCAGUAUCGAGGCGACUACGACGGCAAUUCCACCGGAGAGAUAGACGACACUUUUGCAACUUCACAUGCCCAAAGUAAGGGCAAAGGUAAGGGCAAGAAGAAGAGCAUCAAAGAGAGCGGUACCGCCGCUGUUCCAAAGAAGCUCACACUCGACCCCGACACGUACGAUGCGCGCCUCAUCGAGCUCAAGAGGCAGGGCUUCACCGACGAACAAGUCUCCCAGAAGCUCAAGGAUGAAGGCCGCAUUCAAUAUGAAGCGAAGACAGUGGGUAGCCGCUGGAUGCGGCUGAAGAAACUCCUCAUGCAGCAGGAGGACGAGCGACUCGAUGAUGAGUUGAGUGACUGGCACGAGGGCGAGGACGACCAACUCAAUGCGAUCGCUAAAGCAGUUGCUCCCAAAUUCGAUCACCAGAUCCAGCUCCUCGAACAGCGGAGAUGGCACGAGAUCUCCCUGCACCUCGCCAACAAGCUCGGACAGAGGAAGUACACUGGCAAAGCAUGCCGCGAGCGGGUUGAGGCAGUCAAGAAUGGUACUGCCCUUCCACCAAUUGAGCAGGCCAAGAACGCAGAAGAGAGACGUCGAAUGAGAGAUGAGCGGAUCGCCGCCAACAAGAAAGCUCGUCAAAACGCCCGAGACGAACAACGCGCAAAAGAGCAGCGAGCCCAAGCCCGAGCUGAGGCGAAGAAGCGUGACCUGGCAGAGGCGACGAGAAAGAAGAUUGACGAUGCUCUUCAAAAGCGGAGUGACAAGGAGACUGCCGAGCGGAUCAAGGAAGAGCGGAGGAUCAACAAGGAAAAGGAGAAGCAGCACAAAGCUGCUGUGGAGGCACGAUUCCUAGCUGAGAAACAGUGGAUUGCGAAGCGCAAGCAAGCUGAGGAGGAUCUGUACAAAGAGCUGACGGGCUACAACAUGGGUGGCAAGAAGCCUGGUCGCAUGCGGAAGGGCAAGGACGGCUACGAGGAGGAAGAAGAAGAGGCCGAAGCCAGCGACGUCUACGACAGCGAGGAAGAGGACAUCAUCGACCUGAUCAACGACGACGACACCGACGAAGAAGACGCCCCCGGCAUCUCCGACAACGACGACGACCUCGCCUUCUUCGAACCCCAACCCCCGGCCGAAGAAGAAGACACCACCACCACCCCCAAACCCCGCAAACUCUCCACCCUCCUCGCCCCCCGCGCCGGUCACAUCCCCGCCCCCGUAACAAAAACCACCCUCCUCAACCCACGCAGCAUCCUCACCGACGCCGAACUCGAACGCCUCCUCUUCUACCGCUCGCUGCCCCGACGCGGGCCCUCCGAAACCCACGCCGAAGUCGUCGCGCGCCUCGCCGCCAACGACGAAACGCUCAAAUCCGACGAACUCUCCCAGCUGCUGAUGCAUCUGAGCGAGAAGAGUAAAGGGAAGAAGUUUGAGAAGAUUUCCCGCUUGCGCGAGGCGGAUGCGAGGGAGUGUGAUGCGGGGCAGAUGGGGGUGAGGAGUACGGAUUUGGAGUUUGUGAGGAGGUAUGAGGGGUAUUCUGGGGAGUUUGCUGGGCUAGUCAGGGAGAUUGUGGAGGAGGAGGGUCAGAUGGUGGAGUAG
Molecule: messenger RNA, 1698 nt
Organism: Zasmidium cellare ATCC 36951
Lineage: Eukaryota; Fungi; Ascomycota; Dothideomycetes; Mycosphaerellales; Mycosphaerellaceae
Exons: 4
Coding region: 1-1698 (565 amino acids)
Source: RefSeq, a predicted model, not a curated record